AUGUUGAAAACUCGGGUGCGCCUUCCGGCGAAACAGCUCGGUCCUCUUUUUUGUCCUGCCAGGUUCCCGUUUCGCCACUCUCUUAACCCACCACGGCGGUUUGCGAGCGGCACGUCGCAGAAGCCAAGCUCCUCGUCCCACUGGUUUCGCAACUCGCUUGGCUUUGCAGUUGCUGGCACUGCUGUAUUUCUGGGCUACACAUAUGGUAUCGACAACUGGAAAGAGAUGUGGGUGGAUAGUUCGGGGACUAAGGAAACCAUCGACGUCAAUGACCUUCGGUCUCAGUUCGUGCAGGAGAAGAGGAGCUUGAAGAGUCCUGGAGUCUAUAUAUGGGGUUCGAAUGUCUAUCGUGUCACGGACCCCGACUCGAAAGACAUCAACAUCAAGGUUCCGCGGCGAUUCAAAUACUUCGACGGCCAGGUGCUGAAGGAUUUCAAGGUGGACGAGAAGUCGGGCGCUGCAAUCACCGAGAAUGGAGACCUGGUCCAAUGGGGCAAAGGAUUCUCGGAGCACGACUUCAAACCAACCACAACCUUGACUGGCAAGAAUCUUGUCUCGCUUUCAAUGUCCGAAAACCGAAUCGUUGCAUUAUCCUCGGGUGGGACAGUCUACUCGUUGCCAAUAUCUAAACAGGACCAGGCAGCUGGCCCCAAAGCGCGGGAAAGCUCCUGGGUACCUUUCUGGGCCGGGCAAGCCAAAAUGAGCUACCGCAUACUGAAGCCGGGGCUGAAGCUCGGGGAAAGGGUCACUGCGGUCAGCAGCGGGCAGGAGCAUGUACUGUUACUCACCAGCUCUGGCCGAGUCUUUUCUGCUGCUGCCUCCACCGAUAAUUAUCCGUCUCUCGGCCAACUCGGUGUCCCCGGUUUAACAUGGUCAACCCGGCCCAGCGGGCCAGUAGACACUUGCCAUGAAAUUUCAGUUCUGAAGGGGGCUAAGAUCACACAAAUUGCCUCUGGCGAUUACCACUCACUCGCACUUAGCAAAGAUGGCCGUCUUUUCGGUUUUGGCGAUAACUCUUUCGGGCAGUUGGGGGUGGAAUUCGAGCCCGAGUUCCCUUCCAAGGAUACCCCUUUUCUACUUCCAUUGAGCCAGCUGUACAAAGGGAAUACCUACCUGCCUAAGAUUACUGGUAUUGCCGCCGGUGGUGCCAACACUUUUUUCACCGUCGACGCCACGCGAGUCGUGGGACCUGGGGAAGAGGCUGCCGACGUGCGCGAUCUAGGCCAUGUAACGGCAGAUACAUGGGCCUGCGGCCGGGGCAUUUGGGGCACUCUCGGCAAUGGGCGAUGGAUUCAUCUGCAAGAUUCGCCCACUAAAGUGAAGAUGCUCAGCGGCGUAGGUGAAUACGACGAAAAAACGAAGCAAGUCGCCCCAAUCCGUCUCCGUACCAUAUCGGUUGGGACGACCCAUGUCUCGGCGGUGAUGGACAACCACACCCAUCUCAGCGCUUCCACCACGGAGUCGCUGGAUAAUUCUCAGGAUUGGGGCUACGAUGUGCUUUGGUGGGGUGGAAACGAAAAUUUCCAGCUGGGGACAGGCAAGCGAAGCAACUUGUCCAAGCCAAGCUACAUCAAUGCACCGCCCGAGCGUAAGAGCAAAGAGGCAGAGGCGCGGUUGCAAAUUAUGCCUCGCCACAAGGGCAGAGUGGGCAAUCGUACUGUGAGCAUGGAACAGCGGGUUGAGUGCGGGCGACAUGUGUCUGCGAUUUACUCUGCGGCGUAA
Messenger RNA from Penicillium alfredii, 1722 nucleotides. Its product is annotated as RCC1 domain-containing protein. NCBI's taxonomy places the organism in Eukaryota, Fungi, Ascomycota, Eurotiomycetes, Eurotiales, Aspergillaceae. The coding region runs from base 1 to 1722 and encodes 573 amino acids. The record is from RefSeq and is a predicted model, not a curated record. Gene Ontology annotation, biological process: mitochondrial respiratory chain complex III assembly. The transcript has a single exon. Gene Ontology annotation, cellular component: mitochondrial inner membrane.